CGAGCUCAGUGAAGAGCCAUUUUAAUUUUCGUCCACAAAUUGCCGUUGGAAUUCAACGUCAAACAUGGCGGACGGCCAACGGAAAUCGUCGAACCAAUACAGUAAGGACGAUGAAGACAAAAACAGAACAUGGGUGUGGGUCGUAACACUCGUGCUUCUUUUUGGUAUGUUUUGUGGUAUUUUGAUACCGUUCGUUUUAGAGUAUUCAGCGCCAUAUUUCUCAUGGCGAUGGGAAGACCCUGUAUGUCCCGUUAUGAUGGAAGAGGAGAAAAUCGACUGCUACCCUGAGGAUCCCACACCAAACUGGUAUAAGUGUCUUAAGAGAGGAUGCUGCUGGAGACAGUCGACGACCCGAGCGCCAUCGUGUUUUAUGGCGCUUAACACUGGCUAUAACCUCGAAGGAGAACCUCGAAAAACUGUUUCUGGAUACCAGUUUGAUUUGUUCAGAAGAAUUACGCCUAGGGUAUACGGCGGUGAAAUAUGGCGGCUGCGUUUGGACAUCGAGAUGCAGACCAACGAAAGACUACGCGUGAAGUUCUACGAUCCCGGAUGGAAGCGAUACGAACCACCCAUUACUUUGCCCCUCACCACAACUAUCGCCCAGUUCCCUGUAUAUGCCGUAGACUACACCAAGGAACCGUUCACACUGCAGAUCAAAAGAAGGGUUACGGAUCAAGUAGUUUUCAACACGUCACUCGGUGGGUUCUACUUCGCUGAUCAAUACAUCACGAUGUCUGCCAGAUUACCUUCCGAAAACAUCUACGGUUUGGGAGAACACAGACACGACAACUUCCAGCACAUGUUAGACAAAACACAGAAGAAUCUCGACACAUGGCAUGUAUGGGCCAUGUUCGCAAGGAAUGCAUUUCCUGAUGAUCUAGGACAGAAUUUAUACGGACAAUUCCCGUACUACAUGGUGGUGGAAAACGACGGUAAUGCACACGGCGUUCUACUGGUGAACAGUAAUGCAAUGGAGGCAACGUUGACACCACUUCCAUCAAUAACAUAUCGGACCACGGGAGGGGUUCUGGACUUCUGGUUUUUCUUUGGACCAACUCCGGAAAAUGUUGCUGAACAAUAUGGAGUGGUAAAUGUUCUAUAUACAGAUGCCCAGUUUGCUGACAAUGACUACUUAGAUCAGCAUCUGGAAUUCACCUUGGCAUCACAAUUUUCCAACUUAAACGAUUAUGUUGAAAACAUUCUCCAUCGAUACGGCUACCACGCCGUCCUUGUUUUCAACCCAGGUAUAGCUGUAGAUGCCUAUAUCCAAUAUGAACCCUACCAAGAAGGAAUACGAUUGAACGCUUUUAUCACGAGACCCGACAACGAGACUGUGUUAGAAGGAGAGUCUUGGCCUGGAUGGGUGGCUUAUCCUGACUUUGACAGUUCAGCUGGCCAGGCAUUUUAUAAAGAUGAAGUCAAAAAGUUUUACAGUCUUGUUAAGUUUGAUGGCAUGUGGCUGAAAUCAAACGAACCAGACAACUUCCGUCAUGGCGCUCGAUAUUCCUGUUGGAGAAACGAUUGGAACUAUCCUGUGUAUGUACCUCGAUAUAUGCACGACCGUCGAAUGUGGGACAGAACAAUAUGUAUGGAUUCAACACAGUCAAGCGAUCGACAUUAUAACUUGCAUAGCAUGUAUGGGCAUCAGAUGGCAGUGACAGCGCACGAUGCAUACCGUGACGCUGAACCAGGAAAACGUGGUAUUAUUAUAACCAGAUCAGCCUUCCCUGGAACCGGAGCGUAUGCUGGCCAUUGGCUAGGAGACAAUAUGGCUACAUGGGCGGACUUGCACCACUCACUCAUCGGCGUAUUGGAGUUCGGACUGUUUGGUAUUCCAUACGUUGGUGCGAAUAUCUGUGGAUAUUUUGGGGAGGCAUACGAACAGAUGUGUCUUCGUUGGCAUCAACUUGGAAUGUUUUAUCCAUUUGCUAGAAAUCACAACGUGCGCGACGAACUGGACCAAGAUCCUAUGGCUGAUCGAUUCAGUCUCGACUUCCGUAUAGCUGUUAAGAAAGCCAUCGAGACGCGUUAUAUUUUCCUGCCUUAUCUGUACACGCUUUUCCAUCAUGCUCAUGUUAAUGGUUCAACUGUUAUUAGGUCUCUAGUUGGGCAAUUUCCAAAUGACCCCAACACAUGGGAUAUUGAUCGUCAACUCAUGUGGGGAGAUGCAAUUAUGGCCGCCCCUGUCCUUGAUGUUGACACAGUUAAAGUGAAUGCUUACUUUCCAGACGUUCGUUGGUACGAUUAUUGGACCGGCUUCCCACUUGCUAGGACAAGUCAGAGACGUUAUGUCAGCGUUGAUGCGCCCUUUGACCAUAUACCCAUCUACAUCAAGGGAGGCACAGUAAUACCAACGCAGUGGUUCUCACAGAGCACAGUCUAUGCUCGCUACAUGGGCAUGGGUCUCAUCAUAGCUUUACCAGAUUACGAUUACAGCAACGGCAUGGCCAUUGGGGAUCUCUUCUGGGAUGAUGGCGAGUCGAGAAACACUUAUGAAUAUCAGAACGAUAUAUUCGCAAGAAUUGAAGCAACAGAGGAUCGUAUUUCAUAUGUGGCUGACAGGCGGGGUUAUGACGACCCCUACCUACCUAUCAUACAGAACAUUACCAUGUUAGGUGUAAGAAAAGAUGUAUGGCAGGUGUUCGUCGACCAUCAACAGUUGCAACCUUGGCAAGUUGAACUCACAGAUACUCUUUACAAUCUGAAGACUAUGGUGUUGUAUAAUAUUGAUAUCGCCAUUAACGAAGAUCACGAUAUUGAUAUCCGUUACAUCUAAAUUCAUGAGUUUUCAUGUUCAGAAUGUGUUUUUUUUAUAAUUGCCUUACCAGUUGCCUCGUUCAAAUCAUGAAUACACGAGACUUGUUUUAUUGUACCCGAGCCUGAGCCCAGCCGUGAAUAAGUUACAUACGUCCGUGUUGUGCUUAUCUUGUAAUAUCAUGCUAAUUCUCUGGCUUAAAUGUGUAGAAAUAGAUAUUUUGUAUUAAAUAACUGAUUUAGUUUGUUAUUGCUUAGUUUAUAUUUCACUUUCGAAACACAAAGCAAGAAUCAUGAUUUCUUUGUCAAUCAAAUCAUCAAGUUUAAAGUGAUUAAUUUUUUUUUAAAAAGGCAGAACUUAUUUGGAAUUCGAUAGUGAUUAUUACGUGAUAUUUUUUUGUUGUUUUUGAAGCUUUACAUUGAAACACAGUUAUCUUUCAUCCGAUUGGAUGCAACUAGUUUAACUUUCUUCUAUUUGAGGGUAGAUAUUUGCCGAGGAUUUUGUAAAUUACCUCGCCGUUUUCUCAUUUUGUAAAUCUAAAGUCAUUGAUGAAAUGAUCAUACACGAAGAGAACAAUAAUACUGUUUGUAUACCCAAUAAUACACAAGGUACAUAUGGAGAAUUUUAAAGAAGUCUUACACAGGUGUUGAUUGGGUGAUGGUUUUGAAGAAAUAAUUUACUCAUAUCUCAGAAUUAUAUUUUAGGUAGUUUUGAAUAUAUAGUAACAUACAUUUUAUUGGAUUUUUUCCUACUGAUUUUCAUCUAUUAACAAUUAAACCAAAUUCUUACCACA
Saccoglossus kowalevskii is the source of this 3548-nucleotide messenger RNA. RefSeq names its product sucrase-isomaltase, intestinal-like. Lineage: Eukaryota; Metazoa; Hemichordata; Enteropneusta; Harrimaniidae. Gene Ontology annotation, biological process: carbohydrate metabolic process. Gene Ontology annotation, molecular function: carbohydrate binding; alpha-1,4-glucosidase activity. The record is from RefSeq and is a predicted model, not a curated record.